Molecule: messenger RNA, 1992 nt
Organism: Nycticebus coucang (slow loris)
Lineage: Eukaryota; Metazoa; Chordata; Mammalia; Primates; Lorisidae
Product: sodium-dependent phosphate transport protein 2B-like
Exons: 12
Coding region: 1-1992 (663 amino acids)
Biological process (GO): sodium-dependent phosphate transport; intracellular phosphate ion homeostasis
Cellular component (GO): vesicle; brush border; apical plasma membrane
Molecular function (GO): sodium:phosphate symporter activity
Source: RefSeq, a predicted model, not a curated record
AUGGCUUCUCAGCCUGAGCUGGAAAAUGCCCAGCCCAAUCCCAGCGAGUACAUGGAAGAGGCCUCGAGUCAGCAGCCCCCCAGCACCGACAAAGGCCAGGGCACCCACAAAAAUGACACCAAGACCUCUGUCACCAAGAUUGAACUUCUUCCAUCCUACUCCACAGUUGCGCUGAGAGAGGAGACUACAGAAGUGGAUGACCCCUGGGACCUGCCUGCCCUUCGGGACACUGGGAUCAAGUGGUCAGAGAGGGACACCAGAGGGAAGAUCAUCUGUGUCUUCCAAGGCAUCGGGAAGUUCCUUCUGCUCCUGGGGUUUCUCUACUUGUUCGUGUGCUCCUUGGAUGUCCUCAGCAGCGCGUUCCAGCUGGUUGGAGGGAAGAUGGCUGGACAGUUCCUAAGCAACAACUCCAUUAUGUCAAACCCUGUGGCUGGCUUGGUGAUCGGGGUGCUGGUGACCGUCCUCGUGCAGAGCUCCAGCACCUCCUCGUCCAUCGUCGUCAGCAUGGUGGCCUCCUCGCUGCUGACUGUGCGGGCGGCCAUCCCCAUCAUCAUGGGGGCCAACAUCGGGACCUCCAUCACCAACACCAUCGUGGCGCUCAUGCAGGCAGGAGACCGGAGCGAGUUCAGGAGGGCCUUUGCAGGUGCCACCGUGCACGACUUCUUCAACUGGCUCUCAGUGUUCGUGCUCUUGCCCCUGGAGGCUGCCACCCAUUACCUGGAGAUGCUGACCCACCUGGUGGUGGAGACCUUUCACUUUAAGAAUGGAGAAGAUGCCCCGGCGCUUCUGAAAGUCAUCACAGAUCCCUUCACAAAGCUCAUUAUCCGGCUGGAUAAAAAAGUUAUCAGCCAAAUUGCAAUGAAUGAUAAAGCAGCCAAAAACAAGAGUCUGAUCAAGAUAUGGUGCAAAACUUUUACCAACAUGACUCAGAUGAAUGUCACAGUCCCCUCACCUGAAAAUUGCACCUCCCCUUUGCUCGGUUGGAUGAACGGUACCCACACUUGGACCAUCAAGAACGUGACCCACCAGGAGAAGAUUGCCAAAUGCCAGCAUAUCUUUGUGAAUUUCAACCUCCCGGAUCUUGCUGUGGGCAUCAUUCUGCUCAUAAUCUCCCUGCUGGUCCUCUGCGGUUGCCUGAUGAUGAUUGUGAAGAUUCUGGUCUCCAUGCUUAAAGGAAAGUUCGCGGUUGUCAUCAAGAAGACUCUUAACACUGACUUCCCCUUCCCCUUUGCCUGGGUGACUGGCUACCUGGCCAUCGUCGUGGGGGCGGCCAUGACCUUCAUCGUGCAGAGCAGCUCUGUCUUCACGUCUGCCAUGACCCCGCUGAUCGGUCUCGGUGUGAUAAGCAUCGAGAGGGCUUAUCCGCUCACGCUGGGCUCCAACAUCGGCACCACCACCACGGCCAUCCUGGCUGCCUUGGCCAGCCCGGGCAGUAGUUUGCGGAGCUCCCUCCAGAUCGCCCUGUGCCACUUUUUCUUCAACGUCUCCGGAAUGUUGCUGUUUUACCCGAUCCCGUUGACUCGCCUGCCCAUCCGCCUGGCCAAAGGCCUGGGGAACAUCUCCGCCAAGUACCGCUGGUUCGCCGUCUUCUACCUGAUCUUCCUCUUCUUUCUCAUCCCGCUGUCUGUGUUCGGCCUCUCGCUGGCCGGCUGGCCGGUGCUGGUGGGCGUGGGCGCGCCCAUCCUCUUCGUCCUCCUCCUGGUGGUGUGUCUCAAGCUCCUGCAGUCCCGCUGCCCCCGCGUCCUGCCUAAGAAGCUCCAGAACUGGAACUUCCUGCCCCUGUGGAUGCACUCGCUGAAGCCCUGGGACAGCGUCAUCUCCUCGGUCACCAGUUUGUGCCAGAGGCGCUGCCGCUGCAGCAAGUGCUGUGAGGACCUGGAGGAGGGGCAGGAGGCACAGGGUAUCCCCAUCAAGGCCUUCGAUGACAUAGAAGUCAAGUCCCAAGCCAGUGCCCCAGACCCAAAGAUGACCUCUGCCAGCACCUCCUUUUAA